AUGGCGGCAACGGCCGGACCCACCUCCUCCUCCGCCGCCACCACCACCACCUUCACCCACUCCAGGACCCUGUUCCUGGACGACAGCGGGGCCCCGCUGCGCUUCUACAUGCGACCCAGCUCCACCAAGGCCGUGCUGCUGCCGCUGGUGACGCACGGCGGCGGGGUGAUGUGCGGCCUGCAGGCGCCCGGCGCCCUCCUGCUGGCCGAGCUCGGGCCGGGGCCGCCGCUGAAGGGUCACGUGGCGGCGCGCUACGUGCUGGACUGCGUGGAGCGCAACGAGCGCUUGGACGUCGAAGACUACCGCGAGCGGCCGGCAGGCCCGCGGCCGCCGGCGGCCUCCCGGGACCGGGACCCGGCCCCGCGCGGCGAGCGGCCGCGAGACCAACCGCCCGCGGCGGCGGCGGCGGGGGCGGGGUCACGUGACCCCGAUCCGGCCACGCGCGUCGGCGGCGGCCGGAGCGCCUACACGCGCGCCGAAGACGUCACGCUCCUGAUGUACGUGCGCGACCACGGCGGCCGGGCCGCGCGCGGCCGCGGCUCGUUGCUGGGCAACGCGUUCUGGCGCCACCUCGAGCGCCUGGCGCUGACCGGCCACACCUGGCAGUCCAUGAGGGACCGUUACCUGCGCCACCUGAGGGGCCGCGAGCGGGACUACCAGCUCGACAGCCGCACCGUCAUCCCCGCCCCGGUCAGGCUGCUGCCGCCGCCGCCGCCGCCGGACAGGGCCGACCCAGCCAGCCCGAACGGGGGCCCGGGGCCGCCGGCCGCCCAGCCAGGUAAAAUGUCUGCCGUUCCCGCACGGCACAAAGACGGUAAAGGGGAGCGCGGCGGCGCCGGUCACUCGGCCCAGCCCCGGGCCCAGCCCCCGGCUCAGGCUCAGGCUCAGCCCCGGGCCCAGCCCCAGCCUCAGGCUCAGGCUCAGGCUCAGGCUCAGGCCGGUCCGGAGGACGAGUGCUUCAACAUUUUCCCGAUUGCUAUCAGGGAGUUUGAGGAUGAAGAAAGUCCUGAGCUGCAAAUAACUGAAGUAGAUCAGCAGCAGAUAGAGACUGAAACCCUCCCACAGCAGCAAAGGGCGAACAACCUUCCAAAGAAGACAGGAACUCUGGCAGAAUUCAUAAUAAACAAUGCACAGUCAGAAUCGGAAUCGCAAACACAAGUAGAUGCCAACUCUUUCAGCCCCACACCCUCCCAGAACGAAGUGGAUUCUGCAGUUAAAGCCAUUGAAACAUUGAGGCAAGAGUACCACCUGGAUCUCUGUGGAGCCACUCAAGUGUUACUGAAGAAUAAUGGAGAUCUGGUGGCUACGAUGCAUUUCAUGGCGACUGGUCACCGACCAGAUGGCCAUCCUAUCUGGACCCAUCAAGAUGACCUUGAUCUUGAGAGUGAAGAGCAGAAUGUGAAGGAAAGAUUGGUCAAAAUGUUUGGAGCAGACCAUUUAGCAAAGAGACGAGCUUUUAAAAAUAGUUAGUUUCAAGAAACGCUGCAGGACUCUUUCGUUCAGUGAGUAAAGAAUAUAUGAACCUAGAACCUUAGUGUGUAGUUUCCUUGAACACUGUCUGUCCUUCCAUCUCUGGGCCUAAAUUUAAAUUCAGGUGUCUAUUAGAUGGAGUCGUGUAGCUCAGUGGUUAGAACACUCGCCUCGCAAGCGAGAGGAUGU
Molecule: messenger RNA, 1659 nt
Organism: Callorhinchus milii (elephant shark)
Lineage: Eukaryota; Metazoa; Chordata; Chondrichthyes; Chimaeriformes; Callorhinchidae
Gene: terf2ip
Product: telomeric repeat binding factor 2, interacting protein
Exons: 3
Coding region: 1-1470 (489 amino acids)
Biological process (GO): regulation of DNA-templated transcription; telomere maintenance via telomere lengthening
Cellular component (GO): shelterin complex
Molecular function (GO): telomeric repeat DNA binding
Source: RefSeq, a predicted model, not a curated record